Penicillium cinerascens is the source of this 2517-nucleotide messenger RNA. RefSeq lists its product as uncharacterized. Bases 1 to 2517 code for a protein of 838 amino acids. Gene Ontology annotation, molecular function: aldehyde dehydrogenase (NAD+) activity. The transcript has 8 exons. NCBI's taxonomy places the organism in Eukaryota, Fungi, Ascomycota, Eurotiomycetes, Eurotiales, Aspergillaceae. The record is from RefSeq and is a predicted model, not a curated record.
AUGGCGGGCAUGUUCCUCGGCUCUGAUCCCACUCUUCUUCAGACUUUCUAUGAGCCACUAGGUGUCUGUGUUACAAUCACGCCGUUUAGUUUCCCAUUCAUGACGCCACUCUGGUCCAUUCCAUACGCCCUUAUAACUGGAAAUACAGUGGUUCUCAAGCCAUCAGAAAAGGCCCCUUCCGUAUCAUGCCUCAUGAGCGAAGCGGUGCUCCGCGCCGGACUCCCACCCGGAGUAUUCAAUCUUGUCCACGGAGGCCAUUCAGUUGUUCAGAUGCUUAUCCUGCAGCCUAUGGUCCAAGCAGUUAGCUUCGUUGGCUCGGAGUCAGCAGCAAAACAGGUCCACGAUAUCUCACGCAAAGCUGGAAAGCGGAUCCAAGCGGAGUGUGGAGGAAAAAAUCACGGUGUUAUUCUGGAUGAUGCGAGCAUGAUGCCGACGUUAUUUGCGAUCGCUGGGAGUGCAUUUGGAGCUGCAGGACAGCGAUGCAUGUCUCUAAGUGUUGUUGUGUUCGUUGGUGAAACGCGAGAAUGGAUACCGAAGCUGGUUGAGAUAGCUCAAUCCAUGAUCGUGGGGUAUAGCGGUGAUGAAGAAACCAAAGUUGGCCCGCUUAUUGAUCGGUUCGCGAAGGAGAAAGUCACGGGUUUCAUUGAUCGUGCGGCCGAGGAAGGUGCUACUCUUCUAUGUGAUGGGCGGGAUGCACUCGUUCCUGGUUACCCGGAUGGAAAUUUCGUUGGCCCCACGAUUAUCACGGACGUGGAGACCUAUAUGGAGUGUUAUCAAAGCGAGAUAUAUGGGCCCGUCCUCAUCUGCAUGCAGGUUGACACGCUCGAUGAAGCUAUUGAUUUGAUCAAUCAAAAUAAAUAUGGAAAUGGAUGCUCUUUGUUCACCACCAGUGGCAAGCAUGCAAAGACCUUCCAACGGGGAGUCAAUGUUGGACAGAUUGGAAUCAACAUUCCCUUAAUCGCUCCGUAUGGAACCGCCCUACAUAACAGAAGCUCCCACCUCUCGACAAGGCUAGCAAAGAUGACAGAAACACAUCUCCUGUGGAUGGCUGGUGAAGAGCUCCCAGGUCAAGGUGAAUUAAUCCCUGUACAGGAUCCUGCGACGGGCGAGACCUUUGCCCUAUGCCAUGCAGCGGCUGCGGUUGAUAUCUCCCAAGCAGUAGGAGCCGGCCAUUCAGCUUUCCUGUCGGGCGUCUGGUCCCGUGCAAGUCGCCAUCAUCGUGCCGACGUGCUCGACAAAUGCGCGACUCUUCUUGCAGACGCCCUGCCCCAACUCAUUUCUCUGGAGACGAGACAAACAGGCCGUGUAAUUCGUGAGAUGAAUGCUCAGGUUCCGUCGCUCGUGAAAUGCGGCAAGUUGCACAACUUUGUUGACCGUCGUCCUUUGGGAGUGGUGGUCCAAAUUACCCCCUUCAAUCAUCCUCUACUUAUCGCGGUCAAGAAGCUAGCUCCAGCCCUUGCCGCUGGUAAUAGUGUCAUCAUCAAACCGAGCGAAUUGACUCCCUUGAGCACCCUUCUUCUGGCGAAGAUUCUUCAUCAAGCUGGACUCCCUAAAGGCGUUCUCAGUGUGCUCCCUGGCUAUGGCGCCACGACUGGAAAGACUUUAGUGUCGCAUCCUCUCGUGAGGAAGGUUGACGUCACGGGCGGCACUGGGGCUGGGAAGGCCAUCGGGUCGAUUGUCGGUGGAAACCUUGCAAAAUACACUGCAGAGCUCGGUGGCAAAGCGCCAUUGGUCGUCUUUGAGAAGGCAAAUAUCGACGCUGCGGUGAAUGGUGUUGCAUUUGGAAGCUUUAUUGCAAGUGGACAAACCUGCGUCGCCAGCACGAGAAUUAUAGUGCAGAACUCAAUCAUGAGCCAAGUCGUGGAGAAGUUGAAGAUAAAGGUACAAGGCAUCGCGAGUCGAAUCGGAGCUCCAACGAAUACCGAUUCCAUGAUGGGAUCUCUUAUCUCCGAAAAGCAGCUUAGAAAUGUGGAAAGGCUGGUCAACGGAGCACUGGCGAGUGGGAACGCAAUCAAUAUCUUCGGGGCAACGCGCAUGACCGGAAAGAGUCCACUCGAUGGAUUUGAUUUCGACAGGGGCUCAUUCUACUAUCCAACCGUCCUUCUUUCUAAAGAAGGACAAAGUGUUCUGAAUGACCCUAUCUGGUACGAAGAGGUCUUUGGACCUGUGAUUGUUGUGGUCGGGUUUGAUAUCGAAGAGGAAGCUAUCAAUUUGGCAAAUCGCAGCGAAUUCGGAUUAGGAGCCGGUAUCUGGACUCAAGACCUCUCACAAGCAUUUCGGGUCUCCGAGCAAAUCGACGCCGGAAUUGUGUGGGUAAAUACCCAUCAUCGGAAUGAUCCCAGUAGCCCUUGGGGAGGCUCCAAAUCUGCCAGCGGCGUGGGAAGUGAGAAUGGAAUUGAUGCAUAUCACGCCUACACCACGACGAAGAGCACUAUCAUAAACUUUGCGACCGCGGAAGAGUCUUUGGAAACAGAGGACUGGUUUGCGUCCGCUUCAACGAAUGUCAGAUAUGGAUGA